AGUUUCAGCACUGACGAUCCACACGCAACUGAAAGGCAAGGCCGGCAGUUACCACUAGAUGGCAGUCGCAGAAUUACCGUGCUGGUAGUCUUCAAAUUCAUCUAGUUAAAAAAAAAUAAUAAUAAUAUUAAUUUGAAUCAAGCUAAUUGUGUACUGAAGUAUCAUUUGUCUUUUUCGAUUACUUUAUUUACACGGAAAAUAUAAGUCUAGUCACUUGGCUUACGCACCCUCCCCCCACGAUCGGAGUCGAAUUUAGUUUUGGAAUCGAUUCUAUUAUAGGAUACACACUGACUUAACGUCAUGGCGGGACAACCUGUGCCAACGACUGCAACUGCUAACACUGUAGAGAGUAUGGCUCAGGCCCUAGUCACAGCCAUCUCCAGGGAGUUGUCUACAGGUCACACUCAAAACACAGGUUCUGCACCUGUCAGGCCUCCUCAACGUGCCUCUAGCAACACCUUUACUCCCUUCAUUACUCCCUCUAUUACUCCCUCUACUCCCUCUACCAGCACUGAUGCAUCUGCCAGAGUCAACCAGGCUUUAAAGAGACAGUUUCCAAAUAUGUUUAGUGCUAAAUCAGACGCAAAGAGAGGCAAAGGUCGGAUUAGCAGAACAGUGCCUAUCAAGUGCACAGAUCUCACAGUCUGUGUUCUACCUUCACCGACAACCCUAACAACGAAGCCUACAGUAGAAUUGGAACUGGCUCAGGCAGGGUUAGGGAAAAAAGUGGUGACAAUAGCAGAGAACUGCAAACACAUGGAUAUAGUAACAAUUAUGGAGGAAGAGUUCCCCAAACUUCAACCACUACAAGGACGGUGGAUGUUUUAUAAAGCAACCGGAGGAAGUGGCCAGAGAAGAAUGACACUUAUCUCCAUGGACACAGACAACAAACAAAUUAAAUCUUGGUGGGCUGUCCUCUUGUGUGAAGACAUCAGUGAAAAACCUGGGCGUUGUCUUUGAUGAGUCUUUGAAAUUUGAUAAACAGAUAAACUUGGUCGUGAAAUCAUGCUUUUUCCAGUUGCGAAUGCUAUCAAAAGUAAAGUCAUUUCUCUCCUUCAAAAAUUUUGAAAAAGUAAUCCAUGCCUUUAUAUCCUCCAGGCUGGAUUACUGUAAUUCUCUAUAUGUUGGGAUUAGCCAAUCAGCUCUUUCCCGACUACAGUUAGUUCAAAAUGCAGCAGCCAGACUGCUCACAGGUAUUCGAAAACGGGACCACAUCAC
Onychostoma macrolepis is the source of this 1218-nucleotide messenger RNA. RefSeq lists its product as uncharacterized. NCBI's taxonomy places the organism in Eukaryota, Metazoa, Chordata, Actinopteri, Cypriniformes, Cyprinidae. The transcript has 5 exons. The coding region runs from base 301 to 960 and encodes 219 amino acids. The record is from RefSeq and is a predicted model, not a curated record.